Didymodactylos carnosus is the source of this 408-nucleotide messenger RNA. Lineage: Eukaryota; Metazoa; Rotifera; Eurotatoria; Philodinida; Philodinidae. The record is from the annotation of a GenBank genome assembly.
AUGCGUUGGCCCAAAGGAGUCACAAAGGGAAGUGUCAUUGUUGGUGGAAACGGCGGAGGAGGACAAUCGAACCAGCUCACUGAAUAUGAUUUCAAACUACCUCAAUAUCUAGAUCAUUGUAAAAAGCAUAAACAAGCUAAAUUAUCAACAGAGUAUAAUUUUAGUGAAUUAGCUGAAGCAUUAUUUGAAUCAGCUCAUUACCGUGAUUACGUCGAAUAUGAUAAAACAAAAGUGUUACGUCCAAUUGCAGCGUCUUUAUCUGCGAAUUUGAGUGAUAAAGUUACCGAGAUAUUUCUGACGAGUAAUAAACGUAUCAGAAAAUCAAAUCAACAAACAGCUUCAUCAUCUUUAAACGAAGUUAAUUUAAUUAUAUUGUUUCUUUGUGAAAGAUUACAGUUUAUAUCAUAA